Messenger RNA from Coregonus sp. 'balchen', 2188 nucleotides. Lineage: Eukaryota; Metazoa; Chordata; Actinopteri; Salmoniformes; Salmonidae. The record is from the annotation of a GenBank genome assembly.
AUGGCACACGGUAAGACAUUUUUAGUUUCAUUUGUCAAGCUGUUUCUUAUCUGAAAUUCUGAAAUUGCAAUAAAGUGUAUAAAUCAAAACUUCUGUGAUUUCCUCAGAUUGGAGUUGAGGGUUGAUAACAGAGUCUUGGGCCAGCAUCGAUCCCCCUCAAGUCAAUCCCAAUGAACAGCAGGUAUUGUUGGGAGGAGAGACCUUCAGGAGCUGCCUGACUAACCUUCAUAUCAGAAGGUCCGAUUCAAAGGUUCUUAUUCUAGAUUAGAAAAUUACUUUCUGAAAAGUACAACAUGACACUAUUCACACUGUAAUUACAAAAUAGUUAUCACGGUAAAAAUUGGAAAAACAAAACUUCUAUGAGAUUAUAUUAUGAUUCAACAUUGUGGUCGUUCCAAUUCAAUGAUUAUUAGCUACAGUGCGUUCUCUAAUUCAUUUAGGCAGUUAUGGAAAGUAAAGAACUGUUGCUGUGCUUUCUGUCAUCUGUUUGUGCUCUGACAUAGGCCUGAAGAGACCUUUAUUCCUGCUGACUUCAGCUCGUUCACCCAGAAGGGAGAUGUGAUCCUGGGGAUGUGCAGACUACAGCCCCCUCCUCAGGUCAUACGGGAGCCAGCAGGCCUUCAAGAGAGCCCCCCCCCCCCCCCCCCCCCCCCCAAAAAAAAAAAAAAUACUGUGAAUAUAGGGAUAUUUCCCAAAGUUGAUUUAUGUGUAUGUUUACCAUCAGGCAACUCAUGGUAAAAGUGUACAAUAAGGAAUAUGUUGGCUCUUUUCAUUUUCCUGAAAGGUUUUAGGCUCUCACUCAAGCGACAGUGGUGUAACUCUGGUUUGGUCUUCCAGCAAAAACGUCUAAAAUAGCCAAGAGAUAACUAGAGCACAAAAUCAAAUCUUCUCUAAAUAUAAAUAUAAAUAAUAAAUAUAAAUAUCUUAUACAGGCUUGUAAUGCUGCAGUGAACUGGUCCUUUAUUAUUCGUAUCAGUAAUGAUAGUUUUGUUUUGUCACCUUAUAAUUAUGUAUUAUAAUAAUAAUUAUAAACUGAGUAGUUUGGCUCCUGGAUGCUGAUUGGCUGAAAGCAUUGGUAUAUCAGACCAUAUACCAUGGGUAAUUAUGUUGGUAACCAGUUUAUAAUAGCAAUAAGGCCCCUCUGGGAUUUGUGAUAUAUGGCCAAUUGUGUUUGUGGUAUAUGGCCAGUUGCGUCGCGCCUAAGAACAGCCCUUAGCCAUGGUAUAUUGGCCAUAUACCACACCCCCUUGUGCCUUAUUGCUUAAUUAUAAAGUAACUACAAAAGUAUAGAGCAACUUAAUGGAAAGUAUUACCUUAUUGAUACAUUACUAACGUGUAUCCUCUCUCCCACCCCCCUCUCCCUGUCUGAAGGGAUCUGGUGCUGUACAUACUGAGUGCAGUCCCCUGUAGCUCAGUUGGUAGAGCAUGGCGCUUGCAACGCCAGGGUUGUGGGUUCGUUUCCCACAGGGGGCCAGUAUGAAAAUGUAUGCACUCACUAACUGUAAGUCGCUCUGGAUAAGAGCGUCUGCUAAAUGACUCAAAUGUAAAUGUAAUGCAGACUGCCCACAGUGCCUGACCCCCAGGCCUACCAUCUAACAGGGGCCGCUAGUUACAACAUCGCACCUGACAAACUGUCAAUAGGGAAGGAUAGAGUCAUCCACCACAAGAAGAAGAGCAACGAUGGAAGAUGGCACACAGUAAGCUGUCUAAUUACUUGAGGUAGCAGGUCUUGAUAUUAGGAUAAUUUAAUGAAGUCAUUGGUGGAAUAAUCAUUGUUGGUUUUCGGGUCAUUCUAAAUAGUGCAAGAUGUACAUUGUACCUCACAGCCACAGCUUAGAGAUAUACAAGUGUAAAGUAGUUGAUAACCACCUGUAUGGCCUGUCUGUGUGCAGCAAGGAGGUUGGUUGGAGUAGAAUAGGUGGAAUGGUAUCAAAUACAACAAACACAUGGUUUCCAUGUGUUUGAUGCCAUUCCAUUUACGCCAUUCCAGCCAUUAUUGUGAGCCGCCCUCCCCUCAGCAGCCUCCACUGGUGUGCAGGUAAUGGUCAGUGUGGGGAAGAACACUUUCCACCUGCUCUUGGAUGGUUUCCAUGUGCCUGAUGGUAUUCUGCCUGCAGAGGGUUCCUUAGCCCUGUAGAACCGGGUCUACCUGGGCAGUGACCCCGCUUCCAAAACCUCUGGAGCUCAG